AUGGAGUCGGCGACGGCAGAGGUCGGGACAUCGCCGGCGGUAACGGGAUCGCGGCAAAGAUUUGGGCAAAGCCUCCGGCCGACUUCAAACAAUGGGUCGCGAAUGCACACGGAGUCGGCGACGGCAGAGGUCGGGACGGCGCCGGCGGUAACGGGAUCGCGGCAAAGAUUUGGGCAAAGCCUCCGGCCGACUUCAAACAAUGGGUCGCGAAUGCACACGGAGUCGGCGAUGGCAGAGGUCGGGACGGCGGGGAAGUCGCGCGUCGGGGGAGUUGGGCGGCGGAGGAGUCGGGACGGCGGCUGCUCACAAGGACCUCCAACUGCCAGGGCUCGCAUCAACUCACUCAAUGCGUUUAAACGGUGGGUGGCCUCCGAAAACGUCCCGUUCGAGUAUCUAUUGACUCGCAUUGCCCAGGAUGCGACGGCAUCGGUGUUCGAGGCAGCAAUGGACAAGUAUGGUAUCCACCUUGCCUUUAACGAAGGCAGUCGCGGCCGUAAGUUGACAAAGUCUACAGUAAUACAGUACUACAGACAGGACAAGAACUGGCUGCAGGAGAAAAAUCCAUCACUACGCGUGUCACUCGAAGAACGACUGCAAAAGAUGGCGCGCACGCUUGAGCGUAAUUGUUUGAAGCGUGAGCAUGGUGGCGUUGUGAAGAAAGCCGAGGCUUGCACGAAGCAAGCCUUGUGUGUGCUUGUUCAGUGGCUGUAA
This is a messenger RNA of Aphanomyces astaci, 711 nucleotides long. RefSeq lists its product as hypothetical. The record is from RefSeq and is a predicted model, not a curated record. Bases 1 to 711 code for a protein of 236 amino acids. NCBI's taxonomy places the organism in Eukaryota, Oomycota, Saprolegniomycetes, Saprolegniales, Verrucalvaceae. The transcript has 2 exons.